Molecule: messenger RNA, 1596 nt
Organism: Penicillium cataractarum
Lineage: Eukaryota; Fungi; Ascomycota; Eurotiomycetes; Eurotiales; Aspergillaceae
Exons: 2
Coding region: 1-1596 (531 amino acids)
Source: RefSeq, a predicted model, not a curated record
AUGGCAGCCCUCUCGGGCCUUGCUCCUGGUGCUUUAGCAUCUCACGCUUCCCCAUGUACUACGAAGACCUUCAAGUCGCUUAAACUCAAAGGCGUCGACAUCAGGUCUCUCGAUGUGAAUGCUGUCCACAAUCUUUCUACCAGCGGUCGCAACGCCACUGGCGGUGUAGGUGUUAUUCCUGACAUACCUGGUACCCCAGCGCCGACCGUGGAUAUCUGUUUGAUCACGAUCACCUAUACACACCGCGGCCAGGGAGACGUCGUAAACACGUACAUAGGGCUGCCCCUCGAUGCCAAAGACUGGAACUCCCGAUUCGUGAUGGACGGUGGUGGUGCCUGGUAUGCUGGUGGUGAGGCCGAGGUUCUCGCACCGGUCCUGGCAGGAUACGCAUCCUCUUCUACAGAUGGAGGACAUGACAAUACCGCUGCGACGGGGGAUUGGGCAUUGACCAAGGACGGACAUAUCGACUGGCCUAAUGUUUGGGACUUUUCAUCCGUCGCCAUCGCAGAGGCAGCCGUGCUUGGAAAAGCGGCUACAAAACUGUAUUACGGAUGCGAGCCGGAAUAUUCUUACUGGCAUGGCUGCUCCACUGGUGGUCGUCAAGGACAUGCCAUGGCCCAGCAAUAUCCCGAACUUUUUGAUGGAAUUGUGGGUGGUGCUCCAGCAGUCAACUGGGACAAGUUUGCUAUCGCUGGAUGGUGGGGUCCCUUGACAGCUCAGAUUCUUGAUGUACGACCGCCAACUUGUGUCCUCGACGCGUUCACCAACGCGGCCAUUGAAGCAUGCGAUGAGCUCGACGGCGUGAAAGAUGGAAUUAUUGCCUUGCCAGGGCAAUGUCAUUUCCAAGCCUCAUCCCUGAUUGGACAAAAGGUCCAAUGUAUCGAUCCUAGUGGCGAAGUCACAAUCACCAAAAAGAUGGCCGACCUCGUUGCUGCAGUCUGGGAAGGACCUCAAUCAGAAGAUGGACGUUUCGAGUGGUACGGCUUCCACUACGACUCCAACCUGGCGUCUAUGAUCGGUACAACAUGCACCUCAAUCGAAGAUUGCACAAUAAUCCCAUUCUCAGUUAGCGAUGACUGGGUGAAGGUCUUCCUCGCUCGCGACGCCUCCUUCAACACAAGCAGCCUCACCCUCCAAGACUACGACCGUCUCUUCCGCCAAUCAAUUCACCAAUUCUCAUCUGUGAUUGGAACUGGGAAUGCGGAUCUCAGGAAGAUGAAGCGGGCAGGGACGAAGAUGAUCGCAUGGCAUGGUAUGCAGGACCAGCUUGUGCCCACGAACGGCACGGUGGACUACUACAACCGGGUCCUUGAGCUGGAUCCCCACGCUGCAGACUAUUACCGGUUCUUCUUGGCUCCCGGAGUGACCCAUUGCGGGUUUGGUCCCGGCUUUGACCCGGCUCAGACUGUCUUCGGGACUCUCCAGGCGUGGGUUGAGAAUGGUACUGUACCGGACCACCUUGAAGGCAUCGCUGUCGCGGUGGCACCUUCGAAUACCUCGGCUACACGUACGGCAUACUUGUGUCCGUAUCCCGAGGUCUUCACCUAUACUGGUGGAAACCCCAAUGAUGCUUCGUCUUUCACUUGUGUCAAAUAG